Petromyzon marinus (sea lamprey) is the source of this 2861-nucleotide messenger RNA. Its product is annotated as sodium/potassium/calcium exchanger 2-like. Gene Ontology annotation, cellular component: plasma membrane. The record is from RefSeq and is a predicted model, not a curated record. Gene Ontology annotation, biological process: calcium ion transmembrane transport; long-term synaptic potentiation; intracellular calcium ion homeostasis. Gene Ontology annotation, molecular function: calcium channel activity; calcium, potassium:sodium antiporter activity. NCBI's taxonomy places the organism in Eukaryota, Metazoa, Chordata, Hyperoartia, Petromyzontiformes, Petromyzontidae.
CGCAAGGCUUGAGCCGGACGUAGUUUGUCCUCUGCUGUAUUCGCAUGUGCGGGUGAACCUUGAGGCAGCGAUCAUUGAGAGUCUGCUGCACCGGCGUCUGCUACCCCCCGCUCGAGGUCACGCCACGAGGUCAUCGUUUAGAGCUGGUGCCGGUGGUGAUUGGCGCGCGCCCUCGCGUGCCGCGCUCGCGGUGCUGCCCCCCGCGCCGGUCGCCCCCAUGGCGGCGCGCGGCUGCCACCGCAGCCUCCGCCGGCGUCUCCAGUUCCGCCUGCGCCGGCUCCUCUUCCUGGCGGUCGCUAUCGCGGGCGCCUCCGCGCUCUCGCUGGCGCUCGCCUCCCGCUCGGACGUCGCUGGCGCCCCCCGCCGACCGACGUCCCUGCCGACCGACGGUCACCCCGGCGGCCCGUCUCCGGAUCCGGAGGGCGAGCGGCGGGACGCGGGGCCGGCGCCGCGCCGGAGGGUCCUGUCCGUAGCGUGGGAGCACGGCUCGCGGGCAAAUUCGUCGCGGGGAGAGGGCGGGCACGGAGCCGGCGUCGGCAACGGCAGCGCCGGCGAGCACCAGCAGGGCGAGUACCCGCAAGACAUCUUCUCGCUGGAGGAGCGGCGGCGAGGCGCCGUGGCGCUCCACAUGCUCGGCAUGAUGUACAUGUUCAUGGCGCUCGCCAUCGUGUGCGACGAGUUCUUCGUGCCCGCGCUCGGCGUCAUCACCGACAAGCUGGCCAUCUCGGACGACGUCGCCGGCGCCACCUUCAUGGCGGCGGGCGGCUCGGCGCCGGAGCUCUUCACGUCGAUGAUCGGCGUCUUCAUCUCGCACAGCAACGUGGGCAUCGGCACCAUCGUGGGCUCGGCCGUCUUCAACAUCCUCUUCGUCAUCGGCAUGUGCGCCGUGUUCUCGCGCGAGCUGCUCACGCUCACCUGGUGGCCCAUCUUCCGCGACGUCUCCUUCUAUGUGCUCGACCUGCUCAUGCUCAUCAUCUUCUUCCUCGACAACAGCAUCGCGUGGUGGGAGAGCACGCUGCUGUUGGGCGGGUACGCCUCCUACGUCGUCUUCAUGAAGUACAACGCGCACAUCGAGGCCUGGGUGAAGGCGAGGCUGCCCCGCAGCAAGGCGACGCGGAGCAACGCCAACGGCGACAAGGCGAGCGGGAGCUCUUCGGACCCUCUGGACGUGAUGAAGACGAUGGAGACGCAGCUGGAGGUCGCGGGUUCCGACCGGGCCACAAAGGCGGUGCGCGGCGUGGGGGAGCGGGCGCCGCCGACUCGCGCGAGCAAGAUCAUGAGGAACAGCCUCUUCCAGCUCAUGAUCUACUCGCUGGAGCCGCUGGGCGAAGAGAUUCACGGAGUCGGAUCCAACCAGAAGUUCUACGAAACGAUCACAAAAGAAGCUCACCUGCAGGAGCAGCUCUACCAGACGUCCGAAGCGGCGUUCUCCCCCGCACAGACCUGCAUGGCCACGGCCGAUGGCUGCAGCGGAGCCCCGGAGGCGACGGCCAAGGCGCUGAAGGACGGGGAGGUGAACGCCGCCGCCGCCGACGACAAGACCAACGGAGGCACCGUCCUGGCCGCUGACGGGCAGCAGCCGGCGGCUUCGGAGGUGGGCACCCUGAGUCGCCGCAAGGCGGACGGGGCUCUGGGCGCAGAGGAGGAGGAGGAGGAGGACUCCGAGAUUCCCAUGAGCCUCAAGUGGCCGUCAACGUGGAGGAAGCGUCUCUCCUAUCUCCUCCUGCUGCCCAUCGUGCUGCCCCUCUGGGCCACGCUGCCCGACGUCCGCAAGCCGGAAGCCAAAAAGUUCUUCAUCAUCGCCUUCUUUGGGUCCAUCCUCUGGAUCGCCAUGUUCUCCUACCUGAUGGUGUGGUGGGCCCACCAGGUCGGUGAGACAAUUGGCAUCACGGAGGAGAUCAUGGGGCUGACGAUCCUGGCUGCGGGGACGUCCAUCCCUGACCUCAUCACCAGCGUGAUCGUCGCUCGCAAGGGCCUGGGGGACAUGGCAGUGUCCAGCUCGGUCGGUAGCAACAUCUUCGACAUCACCGUCGGCCUUCCCCUGCCGUGGCUCCUCUUUUCGAUGAUCAACGGGCUGGCGCCCGUCACCGUCAGCAGCAACGGCCUCUUCUGCGCCAUCCUGCUGCUCUUCAUGAUGCUGGUGCUGGUCAUCGGCACCAUCGCCGCGUGCCGCUGGCGCAUGAGCAAGCUGCUCGGCCUCUCCAUGUUCCUGCUCUACUUCGUCUUCCUGGUGCUCAGCGUCCUGCUCGAGUUGCAGGUCCUGUCCUGCCCCAUCACCAUUUGACGACGUCCCCACCUCCCCCCCCCCCCCCCCCCCAACUCACGCCGCCGCCGCUGCCGCUACCUCCGGUGGAAUCGGUCGUGGAUCGGAUUCACCGCUGCACGCUCGUCGCGGAGACGGUGGUGGCGGCUGCGGACUGACACCCACGCAGGGACCAUCAACCCCCCCCCACCCCCACCACCCCCUCCGGGCAACGUGACGACGUCGCACGUAACUACGGCGGCGUCGUGGGGAGCGAUGUCAUUGCUUUGGCCAGGAAGGUUUAUCCAUCUAGAUGAUGUGACGAUGUCAUCGCGGAGCGCGGGGCGUCCCCCACCCCGUUUCCUCAUCGGGCCCUCGGUUGUUGCGCAAGGUGGCCCCCAUGGCCGGCCCGUCCAUGGGUGGCGGUGUCGUCACCGGUUCUGAAGGUGUGCCGUCGGGUGACAGCGGAGUGGGCCAGGCUGGGGUUAAAGGCCGUCGCGGUGGCGAGAUGUUAACUACCUCGCCUGGUAUGCAGAAGGUUCGUAGGUUCGAUCCCGACCCUGACGCCUGCUGUAUAUUUGGAGUUUGAAUGUCCUCCCCGUGGUCGUGCGGAUUUUUC